CAGGGGCGGACUGACCAUUUGGAAACUCGGGCACUGCCCGAGGGCCUGGGAUCAGUAGGGGGCCCCAUGAGAUGCCCCUGGUACUUUUUUCAUAGGCUUUUUUGAGUUUGGGCAAGGCCACAGGGGCCCCAUGAUCCGCUAUUGCCCGGGGGCCCCAUGAGUUGUCAGUUCGCCCCUGGUUCCGCCCCUGCUCCCAGCACAAAAUAUUAGAGACCCUGUGAUGUCAUUAGGGGGUCUCUGUGCUUCUC
Molecule: messenger RNA, 248 nt
Organism: Staurois parvus
Lineage: Eukaryota; Metazoa; Chordata; Amphibia; Anura; Ranidae
Source: the annotation of a GenBank genome assembly